CACGAACGCCUCAAGCCAAUUUUUCGUUUCGACCAAGAAACUGUACGCGUCAAGAAGUGUAUCGUACACCCGCGUCUGCCUUCAAUAUGGGCAAGAGAAAGGCGAAUGGCGAUGACAACCAGCCAACAAAAGACAAGAUGGAGAUUGACGGGGAAGAUAGCGGGACCGACGACGACGAUACCAACAUGCUCGACGUCGACUUCGAAUUCAUGGACCCCAACCCUGCAGUCGACUUCCACGGCAUCAAGAACCUCCUCCGCCAACUCUUCGACUCAGACAACCAACUCUUCGACCUCUCCGAAUUAGCCGAUCUCAUCCUCUCCCAACCUGGCAUGGGCUCCACCGUCAAAUGUGAUGGCGAAGAAAGCGAUCCCUAUGCUCUUCUCACAGCGCUCAACCUCAACCACCACCGAACCAAGCCCAUCAUCCUCAACUUGACAAGAUACAUUCUCUCCCGAGCCAAAGCUUCAGGGAACUCGGGCCUGUGCCAACUCGAAAAAUUGCUCGCGGCAGAUUCCAAAGCACAAGUCGCUUUGGUAUUGAAUGAGCGAUUCAUCAACAUCCCCCCACAAAUCAUCCCACCCAUGUACAACCUCCUCGUGGAAGAAGUCGAUCUCGCAGUGAAAGACCAGGAACCCUUUGAUUUCACGCAUUAUCUCAUUUUCAGCAAAACCUACGCCGAAGUAGAUUCCAAACUCGAUGCCGAAGACUCGGAACGGCCGAGCAAGAAGGGGAAAAAGAGCGCUACGACCUCACAAAGAGGAGGCAAAAAGAAUGAUGAUGAUGCCUCCGAGACAUUUUACUUUCAUCCCGAAGAUGAAAUUUGGCAGAAACAUGCGGUCGGGUUUUCGAAUUUCGAUUAUGAAAAGGAAGCGGAUGAGGGAGCGAGUGAUGCCAAACGAGCUUUUGCCGAGGCGGGAAUUCAGCCGCAAGGGCAUAUGGUGUUGAUUGAGGGGAAGAAGAAAUUUCACGAGGCUGUGAAGGCUGUGGGGGAGUUUCUGCAGGGUUGAUGAGAUGUUGUGGGUGGUUGAAGCGAAAGGGAAGGGAAAGGGAAGAAAUGAAAAGAGGUUAUAAGUAGCGAAUGAAACUUGCCUCUGGUAUUCGAGAACGAACAAACGAA
This is a messenger RNA of Sphaerulina musiva SO2202, 1120 nucleotides long. RefSeq lists its product as uncharacterized. Gene Ontology annotation, cellular component: nucleus. Lineage: Eukaryota; Fungi; Ascomycota; Dothideomycetes; Mycosphaerellales; Mycosphaerellaceae. The transcript has 2 exons. Bases 87 to 1010 code for a protein of 307 amino acids. The record is from RefSeq and is a predicted model, not a curated record.